Acaulospora colombiana is the source of this 531-nucleotide messenger RNA. Lineage: Eukaryota; Fungi; Glomeromycota; Glomeromycetes; Diversisporales; Acaulosporaceae. The record is from the annotation of a GenBank genome assembly.
GACGAGUCCACCAACCACCUAUCAAAAGAGAAGAGGAUGUCAACAAAAUCACGUCAUAUUAUGUAUAUGAUUUUAGAAAAUGACGGAAAGGGUACGGCAGGUUUUCGACGUACCAGCUGGACUCCAGACUUCUUUUGGAAACAGAAAUGGGUUGCGCCCCGCAGUGCGUUCACCUUCAUCGCCGAUUCAAACCACGCUUGGACCCAGUUGGCUCCAUUAUUGACUAAGCAAGAAAAACUUGCGUGGUUUAGCCGCAUCCUUCCUCCAAGAAAGCGUGUCCGCGAAGAAUCUUCGAGUGAAACGUCCGAGUAUGGCGAUGAUUCUACAACGGUAGAAGAGGACGGUCUCGACAGUGACGCGUUAGACGAUGAAACGCCACCUCCAGCGUCCCAAACGGCCAAACGACGUAAGAGUAGUGGAAGCAAGGGCAAGCCCAAAGCUCGUGACAUCAAGCCGAGCAAGGCGAAAAAGUCAUCUCCUACGAAAACAUCUAGUCCUAGUGCAAAAAAGUCGAGCACCCACUACGGGUAG